Westerdykella ornata is the source of this 2330-nucleotide messenger RNA. RefSeq names its product PAP2-domain-containing protein. The coding region runs from base 484 to 2016 and encodes 510 amino acids. The transcript has 6 exons. Lineage: Eukaryota; Fungi; Ascomycota; Dothideomycetes; Pleosporales; Sporormiaceae. The record is from RefSeq and is a predicted model, not a curated record. Gene Ontology annotation, molecular function: phosphatidate phosphatase activity. Gene Ontology annotation, biological process: phospholipid metabolic process.
ACCCCACCACUGGUAACUGGGCGUUGCACGAAAAUAGACGCUGGUGUGGUGGUGGACAGGAAUAUCUGCUGUGCCACAUCGGCGAGGAUUUGCGCCACAGCGGGAAUGACGGUGAACCACGAAGGUUGGCGCUCUGGGCGAAACAUUCCCGGAGGUCCACUUGAGAGGAGGCACGCCUAGUCAGCUUUGAAGCGCCUCAGCCACCACCCUGACGACUACUGCAGACCAACUUCGUUCUCUCUCUACACUGCCCUGAGGAGCCUGCGGCUGAUGGAAACGGCGCCGCUCGAAUAUUCCCUACGUCCAUCUUGUUCAUCCUUCCUUAUUCCUCCUGCCCCCUUUUGUUGCGCGUCUCUCCGCGAGAGUUCGCAUGUUUCACACUCCCUAAGACACAGCCAACAUUCACCGCUUCCGACUACUUCUCUUCCUUUUGCGCACAUACGGCUACCAUAACUGGUGCGCCGCCAGCUAAAGUAAUUCACCAUGGAUUGGUCGUCGAACAAGCUGCCGGACCGGCUCCCAGAACGGCUUCCCUUCUCCAAAAAGCGACUCCCUAAGCGGGUCAUUUUCUCGUACAUACUCGACUAUGUCAUUAUAGUAGCCCUCAUAGUAGCCUUCUACAUCGUCGAUAAGAUCGAACCGUUCCACCAACCAUUCUCCAUGGAAAACUACUCGUUACACUAUCCCUUCGCCGUCAAGGAACGAAUACCGGUGUUCGAGCUCUGUCUCAUCGUCGUUGCUGCGCCGGCCGCCAUCAUUGCGAUAUACACCCUGGUCAUUGAUGGCCUCUUCUCCCACCAGACGCCCAUGCCGGCCGAGAAUAGGGGGUUGCGCCGGCUGUCGGGCAGAUAUAGACUGAAGGACAGGCUCUGGGAGCUUAAUUGCGGUAUCCUGGGCCUGGGCCUCAGCGUGAUGCUCGCGUUUACAAUCACGGGAGCUCUGAAGAAUGCUAUCGGGAAGCCACGGCCUGAUCUGAUUGACCGGUGCAAAGUCAGGGAAGAUUGGGAAAACACUAAAAUUGCAGGAGAUCCGAGGUGGCCACUACGCACGAUCGAGAUUUGCACGCAGGAAGACGAUAAGAUUCUUCAGGACGGGUUCAAGAGUUUCCCCUCGGGCCACAGCAGCACUGCCUUUGCCGGCCUCUUCUACCUCUCCCUCUAUCUAGCAGCGAAACUACAUAUCCUGGACUCCAAAGGCGAAGUGUGGAAGGCAUUCGUCGUCCUAUGUCCCACUCUUGGUGCUGCGCUCGUGGCUGGCUCACGCAUCAUGGAUGCGCGACAUCACCCUUUUGACGUAAUAUCAGGUAGCCUUGUGGGAAUUCUUGUCGCUUGGCUCUCCUAUCGUCAAUACUUCCCUCCCAUAUCCGAGACGUGGCGGAAAGGACGUGCAUACCCCAUUAGGAGCUGGGGCCGCCAACCGCAGCCACCGCAGUAUCCAAGGAUUCAGAUCGAUGAGGAUACCGAGCCCUUGCAACCCAUUCGCCAGCCAUCCGACGUCGAGGCUCAAGCUGCCUCUUCCGGAUUCUCACAGACGGCACUCGGAGGAGCCGCAGGCGCAGGUACUAAUGUCUUCCGCCAGCAGAUCGCUCAGUCGAAUCGACGAAGACAGGAGGAGGCUCGGGAUUAUGGCCUACAACACAGUGACACCAUGGAUUCCACUCUGUCUUCGAAAGUUGCAGGAUAUCAGAACCAAAUGCCCACACAAAACCCGUACCUAGGAGCCCCGAGACGCCACGAUACAUACGACUACUCGUCUUCCGACGAGGACGAUUCAUACGAGCUUCAGCAGACGUAUACUUUGUCCGAUGCACAACGCGAUCCAGUAUACAAUCCCGUCACGGGCACUUUGACAGACACGGGAUAUCAUCGUUCCGCGGGGGUGAGUCCAACUCCUACCCCUCCACCGGCGGCGAGUGUUGGCGGACCUCGUCCUUUCCCUACUACGGGCGAUAUCGCGGAGUUGAGGACUCAACAGUCGCCGAUGGCGCCGCAGCAUGCGCCGGGAACUGCAUCAUAGAAGCUCACACGAUGUGGCGAAUGGACGCGCGUCGCGAAAGGGGUGUGUGUUAAUCUAGGUUGAAGCGAAAGUUUUCACCGUUUUGGAAGGUUUCGGGGCCGGAUCAAGGCCGGCAGUUCUUCAUGGCAAUACCAUUCUCUCAAGCGGGCAUUUGGAGGUUACGGCUCAAAGUUGUGAUAAGGUUCAGAGCGAUAUCACGACAGGUUUGCUAGUUGGCGUAUCAUAUCUAUGGCGUUUUUGGUGCGUUGAUAAAUAUAUCUAUUAAGAAUUAACAACACGGUCGGUCUCCGUAUACGGAACCGGUUGAUCUGAUC